GUUGACUCCCAUCUCCGCUCAUUGAACCUCGCCAUCGCCUGCAAAAUGUUGUCCGGUCGCAUCGCUGCUCGCGCCGCCCGCGUGGCCGCUCCUCGCGCUCCCAUUGCCACCAGAUCCUACGCCGCCGCCGCCUCGGCCUCGUCGGCUGCCUCCAAGCCUCCGGUCGCUCUCUUCGGCCUCGACGGUACCUACGCCAGCGCCCUCUACACCGCCGCUGUCAAGACCGAGUCUCUGGAUUCCACCGCCAAGGGUCUCGAGAACCUCGCCGCCACCUUCAAGAGAGACACUCAGCUCAAGACCAUCCUCGAGGCCCCCACUCUUACCGCCGCCGACAAGUCGCAGAUCAUUGCCGAGAUCCAGAAGUCCCUCGGUGUCCAGGACAAGAACAACACCAUCAAGAACUUCCUCGAGGCUUUGGCAGAGAACAACAGACUCAACCAGCUUGAGGGUGUUGCCGAGAAGUUCGGUACCCUCAUGAGCGCCGCCCGUGGUGAGGUUGAGUUGACUGUCGUCAGCGCUGCUGUCCUCCGUCAGCUCGAGAACUCGGUUUCCAAGUCCUCAUACGUCGGUCAGGGCAAGAAGCUCAAGGUUGUCUCCAAGGUCAACCCCGACAUCCGCGGUGGACUCAUUGUCGAGAUUGGCGACCGCACCAUCGACCUCAGCGUUUCAUCCAAGAUCGCCAAGAUGAACAAGCUCCUCAGAGACACUUUGUAA
Messenger RNA from Aureobasidium vineae, 714 nucleotides. Lineage: Eukaryota; Fungi; Ascomycota; Dothideomycetes; Dothideales; Saccotheciaceae. The record is from the annotation of a GenBank genome assembly.